AUGACUCAACCAGACGGUGAUCGAAUCUGUGAGUUACCUGAUAAUGUGAUUGAUUGCAUUUUACAACACUUGAUCGUCAAGGACCUAAUUAGGACUAGUAUUUUGUCUAGAAAGUGGAGGUAUAGGUGGACUUGUGUCCCACGACUUGAGUUUGACGAAGAAUUUUACAAUUUGUUUAAGAAUGUCUAUGAGUUUUCUAGAAUUAUCUCUGAAAUUCUUUCCCUCCACAACGGGCCGAUAAAUGAGUUUAUUCUUCUACUCCCUGAGAACAAAAUCACAUUUGAAUAUCUUAAUAACUGGUUUUUGGUUUUGUCAAGGAAAUGUGUUAAAUCUAUUACACUUCUGAAUGAUGAGACGUAUUUUAUUCAGACUCCAUCUCAUAUCUUCUCUUGUCUGGGAUUGAUUUACUUUAAAUGUCACCGAAUUUACUUGUCAAUUCCCUCUAGUUUUCGUGGCUUUAAGAGUUUGCUUCACCUUGGCUUCGAAGAUAUGACAUUUGAGUUGGGUGCACUUAACAGACUUCUUUCCACCUGCCCGUUACUUGAAAAGCUCGCCAUUGAGCACUGUUCUGGUUAUGAUUGUAUUGAUCUUUCUUCUUCUUCUGCUCUAAUUGAUCUAACACUUUCACUUCCACAGAAUUGCACAUUUGUCGGUUUGCCAAAAAUUCAGAGGCUAAAGUUGGUAUUACUUGGAGAGAUGCUGCUCUAUACAGAUAACUUUCCUUUGUCACAGCUGAUAAUGAGCUUAAAGUAUCUUUGUUUAGAUGAAGUGAAUUUGGAUGGAAGAGAAGAACUUUUAUACAUUGUUAGUGUACUAAAAAGUGCUUCUAACCUCGUGGAACUUCAUAUAGUGACUGAUAAUGACAGUGCUUACAAGGUACAAGCGCCUGACCCUUCGGAAAAGUUAGAGUGCAGUAGUAGUUGCCUUAGUCAACUUGAGAAGGUGAAGAUUAGAGUUCAAACAGGCUUUAAACAUGCAAUGAGUUUGACAAGGUUCAUUCUUGCGAAUUCUUCAUCUUUAAAAACUCUUACUUUUGGUUUUCGUUAUCAUUCGAAACCAGAAACGUCUAUACUGUCAAGCAUUUCAAAAGACUUGUUAUGGAUGGAACGAGCAUCGCAAAGGGCACAGGUUGAAUUCCUUCAUCAAUAG
This is a messenger RNA of Vicia villosa (hairy vetch), 1149 nucleotides long. Its product is annotated as F-box/FBD/LRR-repeat protein At1g13570-like. The record is from RefSeq and is a predicted model, not a curated record. Bases 1 to 1149 code for a protein of 382 amino acids. Gene Ontology annotation, molecular function: protein binding. NCBI's taxonomy places the organism in Eukaryota, Viridiplantae, Streptophyta, Magnoliopsida, Fabales, Fabaceae. The transcript is spliced from 3 exons.